Messenger RNA from Acromyrmex echinatior (Panamanian leafcutter ant), 481 nucleotides. Its product is annotated as Cyclin-dependent kinase subunit 85A. Gene Ontology annotation, molecular function: cyclin-dependent protein serine/threonine kinase regulator activity. The record is from RefSeq and is a predicted model, not a curated record. NCBI's taxonomy places the organism in Eukaryota, Metazoa, Arthropoda, Insecta, Hymenoptera, Formicidae.
AUAUAUCAAAAUAUAUGUCCUCCCAUCUUCGAGUGCAACAGAAUGCCAGUAGACCAGAUUCAGUAUUCUGAAAAGUACAAUGAUGAUAGAUAUGAAUACAGGCAUGUAAUACUGCCAGUUGAUAUAGCCAGACAUGUUCCAAAGACUCAUCUCAUGACAGAAACCGAAUGGAGAAAUUUAGGAGUUCAACAGAGUCCUGGAUGGGUUCAUUAUAUGAUGCAUGGACCAGAACCACAUGUUUUAUUAUUUCGCAGAAUGAGACCUGAUCUUGUGACAGCACCUAGAUGUACCACUUUACAAGGAGAACCUAUUACUUGUUAUAAUUGAAUCUGAUGUGAUAAUCUAAUGUGAGAUGAUAUGAAUGAAAAUGAGAUAUCCGUUGAUAUAAGAUUGUAUUCUACCAUAUUUAUAAGUAUUUAUUAAUAGUUAAAAAUUAUAAGCAUCAGAAUAUAUUAUAUUUUAUCGUCCCCAUCUACAUCUU